CUCCUCCGCUGUGGAUGCAGCAGUUCUGGGCGCUCUUGUGGAAAAUUGCCCUCAAGAAAUCGUUUCUCUCAGGAUUUGAAGCCACCUGAUGAAAGCCGUUCCCGCUGGGCUACUAUCCUAAGCUGUUAAUGUGGGAUAUAUAUAUAUACUUGCCAUUAAACUUAGUAACAAAAAAACUUCUAUAAAGAAAGAUAAAAUAAAAAAGCUUAUAAUAUUUUCUCAAUAACAUAUUCAAACUCUAUUUUAAAUAGUUGAUCUUGGUUAUGUUGGGUCGGCUUUUACUUGGUCGCGGGAGUUAAUUCUUGUAAUAUCAAUAGUGCUCGAUUGGACCAUGUUCUUUGUAAUGCUCAUUGGAAGAGUGCCUUUCCUCAAGCUUCAGGUUUUCAUUUGCCGAGACAUUGUUCUGAUCACUGUCCUUUGAAGUUGGCUUCAUCUUUUAGCUCUAGUGCUUCGGGCCCUGGGCACUUUCCGCUUGAAGCAGCCUGGUUAACUCAUCCUAACUUUCAUAAUAUGAUUUCUCAAUCUUGGGAUCAUUCUAAGCAGUUUUUGAGAACAAUACAAUUCUGGCCAAGAACCUUACUAAAUGGAAUUCUGAAAGCCUUGGAAAUAUUUUCAGGAGGAAAAGAUGGCUCUGGGCACGUGCCAUCCAACACCAUUUAGCAUCUUCUCCUAAUCCAGGGCUUGUAAAGCUAGAGAAGAAACUUCGACAAGAGUUGGAUUUGGUUCUUCAUCAAAAAGAAGUUCACUGGUUUCAGAAAUCAAGGCGGGAUUGGAUCAUGUCUAGUGAUAGAAAUACUAAGUAUUUUCAUCUAUCUACUCUUGUUCGCCGUAGUAAGAAUGUUAUCCAAGGGUUCUUGGAUAAAAGCUAGAUAAUGAGGAAUGUGUCUGGGACUAAGAGCAGCUUAAAUCCAUGGCUUAUAAUUUUUUUCUCCAACUUUUAUUAUAUUGAGGAAGGUAUCUGAUUCUUUUCACCUGCUGCCAAAUGGUUGUUUCCCUCAGUUAUCUCAGCAUGCCCAUGAUCUUCUGGACAUAAUAGAAUAUGUAUGUCAUCAAUUGGAACUAAACACCUGUAAAGCUAGUAUAUUUUUUUGUGUUUUUUGUGUAUAUGGCAAACAUUGUAAGAAAACAUGUUUAGAGAAAAUCAAUAAUAUUUUUUCCUCUCCCAAACUUUGACAUGGUAUCAGAGCUGCUGCGUCCUGGAAAAUAAAUUGUUCUUCCUCUUGCUGCUGGGUCUGCUGGUUCUUGCUGUUCUUCUUCUUGCUGCUAAGUCUGCUGCGUGCGUCUUCUUGCUGCUGGGUCUGCUUUGAUUGACUGUGUUGUUCUUCUUCUUGCUGCGUGCAGUCGACUACUGGGUCUGCUGAAAACACGUCGACUGUGCGUUUGCUGUGUUGUGCAUCUGCUGCGUGCGUCUGUUGUUCGACUACUGUGUAGACUGUUGUGUGUCUGCUGCUUGACUGAUUCCUUGGGUGUCUUUCACCUGGUUCGCUUUGAAAAUAAACAGAGAUGGGGCGCACAGUUGAUUUCGUCGGUAAUGCCUCAGUGUGGCUGCCGUUUUGUGUCUUGUUUCAAGAACAUUGAUGUGCGACUUAGAGUUGGUGCGCAAGAAGAACAGUUGGUGAGCAGCUGGUGAGCCGCAAGAACAGUUGGUAAGUCGGAAAUUUUAUCGAACAGUUGGUGAGCAGGACGAAACUUUUGAUUUUGUUUGGAUUCUACUGGUAGUUGGGGGAGGAUUGCAGUUGUAGUCGUAUUAUCAAAUGCUGCAUUCUGGGCAGCGUUAUAUGCACGUGCUGCGUCGUUAGGUGUUUGUUUCAGCCAUUGUGUGUGUGACGGGAUUGGUAGUGCUGAGUUUCUUAACUCGUUUGCCCAUAUUGCUAUGGGUCAAGAUCGAGUUAUUGCAGAUUUAAAAUAUAAACCCGUUUGGGAUCGUCAUCUUCUUGAUCCUAUAAAACCCUGUUAUCGAUCUCUUUCACUAUUAGGCCGCAUCAACAGCUACGACAGUUAGUAUGUGAUUAGCCACUGCAACAGAAAGAGAUGCAUAUGUCUUGGUAAAUGAUGCAACUAUAGCUAUUACGGUAGUUUUCUUUUGGGGUUGGCUUCCUGAAGCCUUUUGAGUUCUGGAAGAAGCGUUUGUUACAGGGGUUUAUUCUAACCUUUUUAAGUGGGCAGUGAUCUUUUCAAUGGUUACUGAAGAUUUUAAUUCUAUACAAACCUUUAAAAUUGAUGAUCAGAAUAGUGAAUAUUACAUCCACCCAAAUGAAAAUCCAAUUCCCAUGUUAACUUCAUAUCAAUUAAUUGGCAAUAACUAUCAUAGUUGGGCACAAUCUAUGAAGAUGUCUUUGAUUUCAAAGAACAAAUUUCAAUUUGUUAAUGGUUCAAUUAAGGUUCAUAGGGAAGAAGAUCCUUCUUACAACGCUUGCUUGAAAUGCAACAAUCUUGUGCUUUCCUGGUUACAGAGGUCCCUUAAUACAGAAAUUGGGCAAAGUGUAAUGUGGCUGGACUAUGCAUAUGAUCUUUGGGCAGACUUAUAUGAUCGUUUUUCACAAGGGGACCUUAUAAGGAUUUCUGAUCUUCAGCAGGAAUUCUUCUCUCUGCAACAAGGUAACCUUUCUGUUACUACUUAUCACACCCACUUGAAGAUCUUAUGGGAUGAGAUAUGUAAUUUGAGACCUCUACAUGCUUGUGAGUGUUCUGCUAAUAAGUAUAGGAAACAAGAUUUUAUCCUAAAGUUGCUUAAAGGGUUAAAUGAGAACUUUUCUGUCCAAAGGUCUCAGAUUCUUAUGAUGAAACUAAUGCCCCCUGUGAAUGAAAUAUUUGCUAUUGUGAUUCAACAUGAAAGGUCUUUGAGUGCUGCUACAGUUUCUUGUGAUUCAAACAUACUGCUUGUCGGGAAAUUCAAUAUGAACACUCGAAGUAGAGCGAUUGGUUUUAACCUUGAACAUAAUCAACACUUGAAGAAUAUGAAUGGUUUUAGACCGAAGAUGGAAAACCAACAACUCAACCUUGGUAACAGUCAAAAAAGAUUUUUUGGCAAUUCUGGAACUUUUCCAAACAAUGGGGCCAAGAAGCCUACCUGCACUUUCUGUGGAAUGUAUGGGCAUCCUCUUGACAAGUGUUACAGAAAGAAUGGAUUCCAAUCGGGAUACAAGGGAACAAGCAAGAAUUUUCAGAAUUCUACAAACCAGAUUGCAUCUUUUCCUUUUGACAAUCAUAAUUUUUCAACUACUGAACAGUUGGCAUAUCAUAUGAAUUAUGACAAUCAUAACUCUUCUCACAAAUCUGGUGAUGAUGGUCCUAUUACUUUUACAAGGGAUCGGUAUAAUAGUCUGAUGCCAAUAAUUCAAGAAAAGGCAGUUGAUUCUCAUAAUGCAGCCAACUCCCAGAUCAAUGCCUUAUCCUCUGUCUUCGAUCCUAUUGCUAAAAAAGGACAUGAAACUUUGGAAUGACUGGUAUAGCUAAGCAAGUGAAUGGAUUGUAUCAGCUUUUACAACAAGAAGAUAGUGAGAAGUUUUUAAAUUCAUUUCCUAUUAGUUGUAAUGUCGUUGCUUUUACUCUGUGGCAUAACAGACUAGGCCACCUUUCUAAACAAGUAAUGAAAUCUCUUGA
Messenger RNA from Ricinus communis (castor bean), 3603 nucleotides. RefSeq lists its product as uncharacterized. The record is from RefSeq and is a predicted model, not a curated record. The transcript is spliced from 2 exons. Lineage: Eukaryota; Viridiplantae; Streptophyta; Magnoliopsida; Malpighiales; Euphorbiaceae. The coding region runs from base 2178 to 3443 and encodes 421 amino acids.